CAAAACCCGUAGCAAUAGCAUAAUUCAGACAUCAUUAACGGCGACCCUGGAUGCUACGUAACAGACAGACAAAUGCUUUCCAGCUUCGUCUCCACAUUUUAUGAUCCGGAAGGGGCACUUUUAUUUAAAAAUUCUAUGUAAUCCAACAUUCAUUUUUUGUUUAAAUGUCUCUGCUGAAUCUUUGUUUCUUAAAAAUGGAGUCGGGAGGAAAAGGCUGGGUGUAUGGUUGGCUAUUCUACACAGUGUGCGCGCUUUCUUUAUUUGCGACUGAAGUGACUGGACAGAUUCGUUAUUCUAUACCCGAGGAAAUGGCAGUGGGCUCGAUUGUUGGAAAUAUCGCCUCGGACCUUGGACUUGAACCGAAGAGACUGAUUUCAGGCAAAGCGCGUGUGUUUACCGCGGAGAGCAGUGAGUACAUUGGACUGGACAAAGAGAACGGACAUCUGGUUAUUAAAAAUAAAAUAGACAGAGAGGAAUUAUGUGGAGAGAUAUCCGCCUGUAGUGUCAGUUUUAAUGUUAUUUUGGACAAUCCGAUAGAGUUUUAUCGCGUUACAGUUGACAUACAAGACAUCAAUGAUAACAGCCCCGUAUUUCCGAAAUCUAAAAUUGAUCAAGAAAUUAAUGAAUUAGCUGUAUCGGGUGCGCGCUUUCCAUUAGAGAGCGCAAUAGAUGCAGACGUGGGUGUGAAUACACUACAGAAAUAUACUCUUCAUCCCACCGAUAAUUUUAAACUAAAUGUGCAGAAUGCUGAAGAUGGUAGCAAAAACGUCGAGAUGAUUCUUCAUUCUCCAUUAGACAGAGAAAAAGAAAAACAUCAUAAUUUAAUUCUGACGGCUUUCGAUGGUGGAAAACCACAAAGGUCUGCAACUGUGCAGAUAAAUAUUAUUGUUCUUGAUGGCAAUGACAACGCACCCUUAUUUAGCAAACCGUCAUAUAAAACAUCCGUUGUUGAAAAUGCAGCUAAAGGUACAGUCGUUACAACAGUAAGUGCGACAGAUGCUGACGAGUCAAGUGAUGGUGUACAGUAUUAUUUUGAGCACGCGACCUCUGCGGUUAAAGCUUUGUUCUCCAUUGACGCGGAUUCUGGUAAGGUUAAAGUUAUAGGUGACAUAGAUUAUGAAAAACACAAACAGCUCAAAAUCAAAGUCAAAGCUAAAGAUCAAGGCGGUUUGACUGACUCGAGUGAGAUCAUUAUUGAUGUCAUAGAUGUAAAUGAUAACACGCCAAAAAUUACAGUGAUGUCUUUUUUAAGUGCAGUAUCAGAAGAUGCAGCACCUGGCACUGUUAUAGCAAUAAUAAACGUUCAAGAUCUUGACUCGAGUGACAACAGUAAGAUUUCUUGCUCUAUUGAUGUGAACUCUCCAUUUAAAGUCGUAUCCUCAAUAACCAAUCAUUACAACCUGGUGACAGAUUCAGAAUUAGACAGGGAACAGACAGCAGAGUAUAAUAUCACUAUAACUGCUGUUGAUGGGGGUAACCCAGCUCUCUCAAGUAAAGAGAUUUUGAGACUGAAGAUAUCUGAUGUGAAUGAUCACGCACCUCAGUUUGAGCAGGAAUCAUAUAAUGCUUUUAUAGUUGAAAAUAACCCACCAUCUACAACUUUUCUUUCUGUGAAAGCAAAGGACAUGGACUGGGGGCAAAAUGCAAAGAUUUCUUAUUUCCUUAUUGAUGGAGAUUUAAAUGGAUCACCUCUGUCCUCUUACAUUUCCAUAAAUUCAGAGAGUGGUGUGAUCUAUGCAGUAAAAUCUUUUGAUUAUGAACAACUGAAAUCAUUCAAAAUGCAAGUUAAAGCUCAAGAUGGAGGCUCACCGCCUUUAUCCAACAAUGUGACUCUUAACAUUUUCAUUCGAGAUCAAAAUGACAACGCUCCUCAGGUUCUGUAUCCUGUACAAACUGGUGGUUCUGUGGUGGCUGAGAUUGUGCCUCGUUCUGCAGAUGUUGGUUAUCUCGUCACUAAAGUGGUGGCUGUUGAUGUGGACUCUGGACAGAAUGCCUGGCUCUCAUAUAAACUACAGAAAGCUACAGACAGAGCGCUGUUUGAAGUGGGUUUACAGAAUGGAGAAAUAAGAACUGUGCGACAGGUGACUGAUAAAGAUGCUGUGAAACAAAAACUCACUGUUGUUGUUGAAGAUAACGGACAGCCCUCACGCUCAGCUGUGGUCACCAUUAAUGUGGCAGUUGCUGAUAAUUUUCCUGAAGUGCUCUCAGAAUUCACAGAGUUUACUCAUGAAAAGGAAUACAACAGCGAUCUGACUUUUUAUUUAAUUUUGGCACUUGCAGUAGUUUCACUGCUCUUUAUAGUUUCAAUUAUUGCAAUCAUUUCUGUGAAAAUCUACAGAUGGAGGCAAAAUAAAUUAUUUUAUAAAUCUGGAGCAAAUCUACCUGUAAUUCCAUAUUACCCACCAGUUUAUGCGGACGGCACAUUACAGCAUGUGUAUAAUUAUGAAAUGUGCGGCACCACUGACUCAAGGAUGAGUGACAUGAAGUUUGUCAGGCCCUACAGUCAGAACACACUCGUGAGCCAGAGUCAUAUGGGGACAGUACAGAGAGAACAGAAGAUACAAGAGAAUGAUGACAUUAAUUCAGAGGUGAGACGUUUAAUUGACCCUUACUUGACUAUUCAAAAAAAAUGUCAUUUAGGCUUUUUGUUUUCUUUUUCUGAGCAUUUUUAAGAAAGGGCUGUUGAGUGAGUGUGCUCUGGGGUGUCACUCGGUGACGAAACCGGACACAUUAGUUCAUGUAUUGUACAAAUAGCAAAAAGUAGUCAAUAAGUGAUAAAAGUAGCUGAGUUAUUA
Molecule: messenger RNA, 2795 nt
Organism: Paramisgurnus dabryanus
Lineage: Eukaryota; Metazoa; Chordata; Actinopteri; Cypriniformes; Cobitidae
Product: protocadherin gamma-A5-like
Biological process (GO): homophilic cell-cell adhesion
Cellular component (GO): plasma membrane
Molecular function (GO): calcium ion binding
Source: RefSeq, a predicted model, not a curated record